AUGGGCCUUGUAGGGCCUAGAUCUGGGCCGAGCGCCGCCGCCAGGACGAGCCACAGCGCCACCCCGCCGCCAACGACGGCGCCGCCGCCCAGCCGCCCGCCUGCUCUGCGACAGGGAACCCCGCCGCCAGCUGGACCGCCGCCGCCUAGGAGCACCCCCUGGUGCAACUCCGCCCCGCGCCGGAGCCACCGGAAAGGGAAGGGCAGGAAGGCCGCCGCCACCAGCGACCCCGGGGCCAGGCCGGCCGCGGGCGCCAGCAACGGCGGCGGGGAGGAAGGGGAGAGGGGGGCUGGAGGCGGGAGAGAGAGGUGCGCGGCCGGCCGCCCGCGGGGCGGGGGGGGGGGGGGGGGGGGGGGGGGGGGGGGGGGGGGGGGGGGGGGGGGGGGGGGGGGGGGGGGGGGGGGGGGGGGGGGGGGGGGGGGGGGGGGGGGGGGGGGGGGGGGGGGGGGGGGGGGGGGGGGGGGGGGGGGGGGGGGGGGGGGGGGGGGGGGGGGGGGGGGGGGGGGGGGGGGGGGGGGGGGGGGGGGGGGGGGGGGGGGGGGGGGGGGGGGGGGGGGGGGGGGGGGGGGGGGGGGGGGGGGGGGGGGGGGGGGGGGGGGGGGGGGGGGGGGGGGGGGGGGGGGGGGGGGGGGGGGGGGGGGGGGGGGGGGGGGGGGGGGGGGGGGGGGGGGGGGGGGGGGGGGGGGGGGGGGGGGGGGGGGGGGGGGGGGGGGGGGGGGGGGGGGGGGGGGGGGGGGGGGGGGGGGGGGGGGGGGGGGGGGGGGGGGGGGGGGGGGGGGGGGGGGGGGGGGGGGGGGGGGGGGGGGGGGGGGGGGGGGGGGGGGGGGGGGGGGGGGGGGGGGGGGGGGGGGGGGGGGGGGGACGCGAUCGCGAGAGCGAGGAGGGGGGCGGUUCCAGUCUAUGUCCUUUCACUGA
Molecule: messenger RNA, 915 nt
Organism: Aegilops tauschii subsp. strangulata
Lineage: Eukaryota; Viridiplantae; Streptophyta; Magnoliopsida; Poales; Poaceae
Source: RefSeq, a predicted model, not a curated record